Messenger RNA from Agrilus planipennis (emerald ash borer), 472 nucleotides. RefSeq lists its product as uncharacterized. The coding region runs from base 48 to 455 and encodes 135 amino acids. The record is from RefSeq and is a predicted model, not a curated record. The transcript has 3 exons. NCBI's taxonomy places the organism in Eukaryota, Metazoa, Arthropoda, Insecta, Coleoptera, Buprestidae.
CAUUAGAAGUAUAACAUUCUCCAUAAGUUAUAAUUCUGUUAAAAAUUAUGGCAAUAAACACAACGAAUGUAAAAUUAAUUUGUUAUGAUUCUCAUACUGACUUCAGCAUAGAUUUUUUUAAGCUACUUUUGAUUCUUGGAGCAAUUAUGUCUUUAGCGAUUGCUUCUGAUACUUGUUUGUAUCAAAAAUUAUGGGACCCAUUCUUCGAUCCUGAAUAUCAAAUAGCAAACGAUGAUGACAAUAGUUCGGACGAAGAAAACGAUCCAAAUGUGCAAAAAAUAUUAUCAGCAAGUAUUUUAAGCGGCCAUACAUGUGAAGAUGAAAAUAAAAAAAGGGAUAGUACCAAUAUAAUUUCAAGCAGACUUAUUAAUAAUGGACAAAUAUAUGCUACGGAUCUUGCUAGUCAGUCAAAAUAUAACGUUGAUACUAAUAUUGAUGGCAAUGAUAUGAAAUAAAGUAGUUUUUAUUGCCC